Elaeis guineensis (African oil palm) is the source of this 2360-nucleotide messenger RNA. RefSeq names its product ankyrin repeat-containing protein ITN1. Gene Ontology annotation, cellular component: plasma membrane. Lineage: Eukaryota; Viridiplantae; Streptophyta; Magnoliopsida; Arecales; Arecaceae. The record is from RefSeq and is a predicted model, not a curated record. Gene Ontology annotation, molecular function: protein binding.
CUUGUCUUUUUGAAGAGAGAGGGAACUUCUCCACCUUCCUCUCUCCUUCCUCUCCCUCCUUAACGUCAAGAACCCUCGAGCUACCAAACCCUAGCACGGCUCCCCGCUCGUCUAGGGUUUGGGAUCGCAGGGUUCGAUCUCGCCGCGUGGGAGAAAGAUGGGGUUCCGGAUCGAUAAAGCGGCAGGAGAGAGGGAUCUGGAGAUGGGGUCCGCGAGCCUCAGCCCCAGCCAGAAGUCUAACCCCUCCACGUCGGCGCUGCCGUCGCCGGCGGCGGCGCCGGCACUGGUGCUGUCGAAUUCGGGGAAGCGGAUCGACCAGGCGGGGAAGAAGAAGUAUGUGAAGCAGGUUACGGGGCGGCGCAACGACACGGAGCUCCACCUGGCGGCGCAGCGCGGGGAUUUGGCGGCCGUGAGGCAGAUUCUGAGGCACAUAGAUACCGAGAUGACGGGUAUUGCAGAGGGGGCCGAGUUCGUGAACGAUACCAACAAGGUUGGGGAGACGGCGCUGAUUAUUGCGGCGGAGAAGGGGCAUCUUGACGUGGUGGUGGAGCUGCUCAAGUAUUCGGAUAGGGAGAGCAUCUCGACCAAGAACAGGUCGGGCUAUGAUGCUUUGCAUGUGGCCGCAAGAGAAGGGCACCAAGCCAUCGUGCAGGUAUUUUUGGAACAUGAACCGACACUUAGCAACACAUUGGGCCCUUCAAAUGCAACUCCCCUCAUAUCUGCCGCCACAAGGGGUCACACUGAAGUGGUCAAGCAGUUACUAGAUCAGGAUUUUGGUUUGGUUGAGCUGUCUAAAACCAACGGGAAAAAUGCUUUGCAUUUUGCAGCCCGACAAGGACACGUAGAAAUUGUAAAGGCCUUGCUAGAUAAAGACCCACAGCUAGCCCGAAGAACUGAUAAAAAAGGCCAGACUGCUUUGCACAUGGCUGUAAAAGGAACAAACAGUGAUGUUGUUAAGGCACUUGUGGAUGCUGAUCGAGCCAUAGUGAUGCUGCCAGACAAAAAUGGUAUCACUGCUCUGCAUGUGGCAACAAGGAAAAAACGAGCAGAGAUAGUAAAUGUUCUAUUACUCCUGCCAGACACACAUGUGAAUGCAUUGACAAGAGACCGUAAGACUGCACUUGAUAUUGCAGAAGGGCUUCCUCUCUCUGAAGAAUCUGCAGAGAUUAAAGAUUUUUUAUCUCGCUAUGGUGCUGUCAGAGCCAAUGAAUUAAAUCAGCCUAGAGAUGAGCUUCGGAAGACUGUUACAGAAAUCAAGAAAGAUGUUCACACACAACUGGAGCAAACUAGAAAAACAAAUAAAAAUGUGCAUGGGAUAGCUAAGGAGCUCAGGAAACUGCAUAGGGAGGGCAUAAAUAAUGCCACGAACUCUGUAACAGUGGUUGCUGUGCUCUUUGCCACGGUGGCAUUUGCAGCUAUCUUCACGGUGCCAGGUGGAAACGAUAAUGAUGGGGUCGCAGUAGCUGUUCAUGCUCCUUCCUUCAAGAUAUUUUUCAUCUUUAAUGCUAUAGCUCUGUUUACAUCAUUGGCAGUGGUGGUGGUGCAGAUAACAAUUGUAAGAGGGGAAACAAAGUCGGAGAGGAAGGUUGUGGAAGUGAUUAACAAAUUGAUGUGGUUGGCUUCAGCAUGCACUACAGUUGCUUUCAUUGCCUCCUCCUAUAUUGUUGUGGGUCGCCAUUUCCAGUGGGCUGCAAUACUUGUUACACUGAUAGGAGGAGUGAUAAUGGCUGGGGUUCUUGGGACCAUGACUUACUAUGUGGUGAAAUCAAAGCAUGUCCGAAGGAUCAGGAGGAGGCAGAAGUCAUCAAAGAGAAGCGUCUCGAACUCAUGGCAUCCCAACUCUGACAUCUCAGACUCUGAUAUUAAUCCAAUUUAUGCCAUUUGAAGAGUGAAGGUGGGGGUUUCUGACUGGAUAUCAUACAUUAUUUCUGUUUGUAUCUGAUAAUGGAUGCUGGGUGGAGCUGUAAAAUUAUCCACUUACUGGUGCAGCCUGUGAUUAGGGCUUCAAUGCGCAUGUAAUAACCGUACUUAACCAGGGAUAGCUGAUAUUCAUUCCCAAAAGUCUGGGAGAUGGAAUCUUGAUUCUUGUCAUAGUUGAAAUGAUUCACACGGCAAUACGUGAAGGUUGACAGGACAUUACGGUUCUUUUGAAUAAUGACAGAAGGUCAUUUGCAUUUAUAAUCUCUUUCUUGGUUGAGGAAUAUUAAGUGGUCUGGAAUAUCAGAUGUCGAGUUGUUAUAUAGUAUGCAUGCAAUUUUAAAUUGACUGGUUUGUGUUGUGGUGUAUCAACUACACCAAUUGUAUAUUAGUAUUGUACUUAAUUUUUUUUAAAGCGCAUCUUGUAAAAGUUCUUGAUGGUU